AUGGGCCGCGACAAGACGUCCAGCAAGAAGAAUGGCAAGAGUGCCAAGGCUUCUAGCAAGAGCGCCGCCACAAAGGUCUGCAUACCAGAGCCCAAGGCAAGCUCGGCAACUUCAGUCAGAAAGACUGAGACCAAGAAGGCGCAGCCGCAGACAAGUAGAAAGAUGUCCAAGAAGAAGGAGCUCCAAGUUGUUGGGGAGCUAAUCGAGGGCGAGAUUGGCACGGCUGCCCCACGGCCAAUGCCACUUAGCGCAUUGACGAAGCACAAGAUGGUCGCUUGGCAGUGGCUAGGUGAAGGAGGCCAGAUGCACUAUCCCAUUCCCAUCGGUUGCAACAAGCCGUUGUCGCCGUUCAACAGUGAGGACGAGUAG
This is a messenger RNA of Symbiodinium natans, 369 nucleotides long. NCBI's taxonomy places the organism in Eukaryota, Dinophyceae, Suessiales, Symbiodiniaceae. The record is from the annotation of a GenBank genome assembly.